Beauveria bassiana ARSEF 2860 is the source of this 969-nucleotide messenger RNA. RefSeq names its product GPI anchored serine-rich protein. The transcript is spliced from 2 exons. The record is from RefSeq and is a predicted model, not a curated record. NCBI's taxonomy places the organism in Eukaryota, Fungi, Ascomycota, Sordariomycetes, Hypocreales, Cordycipitaceae. The coding region runs from base 1 to 969 and encodes 322 amino acids.
AUGCGUUUCGCUGCUGCCACCGCCAUCCUGGCCACUUCGGUCAUGGCCGGAACCGAGGUCUCUGUUGAGCCCACCAGCACCGCCUUUGUCACCCAGCACGUUACCGUCACUCAGUGCCCCGAGACCGUCACGGACUGCCCUUCCCGCUCCAAGACCACCUCGGUCAUCACCAACACUGUGCCUCUGACCACCAGCACCAUCUACAGCACCAAGGUCCACACCAUCACCAGCUGUGCUCCUACCGUCACCGACUGCCCUGCUCACAGCACCGUCGUCAGCACCGAGACCGUCUCUGUCUCCACCACCAUCUGCCCCGUUGCCCCUGCCACCCAGACUCCUGGUCACUGGAACAACUCGACUAUCCCCGUUGGCCCUGGUGGUGAGAAGCCUAAAGGCCCUGGUGGCGAGAAGCCCUCUGGGCCUGGCGGCGACAAGCCUGCUGGCCCUGGCGGCGACAAGCCUGCUGGCCCUGGCGGCGACAAGCCUGCUGGCCCUGGCGGCGACAAGCCUGCCGGCCCUGGCGGCGAGAAGCCCGCUGGUCCUGGUGCUGAGAAGCCCUCCAAGUCGGUUGGCCCUCCCGCCCCCGCUUGCCCUACUCACUCCGUCACCGCCAUCACCAAGAGCUACACCACCGUUCUCACCUCGGUUGAGUACUCUACCAUUGCUGUUCCCUGCCCUACCGGUGGCAACCCCGCCAUCCCUACUGGCGCCAACCCCGGCGGCCCUGGUGCCAACCCCGGCGCUCCUGGUGCCAACCCUGGCGCUCCUGGUGCCAACCCUGGCGCUCCUGGCGCUAACCCCGGCAACCCUGCCGGCACCGGCGCUCCCAAGCCCCCUGCUGGUGGCAACCAGACCUGCACUGGUCCCAACUGCCCUGCCCAGCCUCCCGUCACUGGUGCUGCCGCUAGCUUUGCUGGCUCCGCCAUCUUUGCCGCUGCUGCCGGUCUCGCUGCUUUCGUCCUUGCUUAA